GCCGAGCCGGGCACAGCUGUUCGCGGCCGGGAGGGGCGACAGGGCCGCCCCGCGCUGAGUGACGGCCGGGCCGGGGCCGGGGCCGGACCCCCACCCCCCCCAGCGGCGGAGCCGGCGCGGGCAGGACGCGCCGCCCGGGCUCGGCUCACGGGAACGGUCCUGUUUUGGCAUAAAAGUGAGGUUCACAAAACUUCUCUAAGAUGUCUUACAGAAAGGAGCUAGAAAAAUACCGAGACCUGGAUGAAGACAAGAUCCUUGGAGCUCUGACAGAGGAGGAGCUCAGGAAGUUAGAGAAUGAACUGGAAGAGCUGGAUCCUGAUAACGCAUUGCUGCCGGCAGGGCUCAGGCAGCGGGAUCAGACACAAAAGCCACCAACCGGCCCAUUCAAAAGGGAGGAACUCAUGGCUCACCUAGAACAGCAGGCGAAGGAUAUUAAAGACAGAGAAGACUUGGUUCCUUUCACGGGUGAAAAGAGAGGAAAAGCUUGGAUCCCCAAGCAGAAGCCGAUGGAUCCUGUUUUGGAAAGUGUGACUCUGGAACCAGAACUGGAGGAGGCCCUUGCUAACGCCUCUGAUGCAGAGCUCUGUGAUAUUGCAGCCAUCCUUGGCAUGCACACCUUGAUGAGUAACCAGCAGUACUAUGAGGCACUGGGGAGCAGCACCAUUGUGAACAAAGAAGGGCUCAACAGUGUGAUUAAGCCCACUCAGUACAAACCAGUUCCAGACGAGGAACCGAACUCAACAGAUGUGGAGGAAACUCUGAAACGAAUACAAAGCAAUGACCCUGACCUUGAGGAAGUCAACCUUAACAAUAUUAUGAAUAUUCCCAUACCAGUUUUAAAAGCUUUUGCAGAAGCGCUGAAAAAUAACACCUACGUGAAGAAGUUCAGUAUAGUUGGGACACGGAGCAACGAUCCUGUUGCUUUUGCACUGGCAGAAAUGCUGAAGGUGAACAACACACUGAAGAGCCUGAACGUGGAAUCAAACUUCAUUUCUGGGUCGGGGAUCUUGGCUGUUGUCGAAGCGCUCCAAAGCAACACAUCGCUGGUAGAGCUGCGCAUUGACAACCAGAGCCAGCCCUUGGGCAACAAAGUAGAAAUGGAAAUCGCUAACAUGUUGGAAAAAAACACCUCCCUGCUGAAGUUUGGGUACCAUUUCACUCAGCAAGGUCCCCGGCUCCGUGCCUCCAAUGCCAUGAUGAACAACAAUGACCUAGCUCGUACUCAUUGGUCUGAUGGUCUCUGGCAAUAGCGUCUCAGCUGCACACCUGGACAAUUGAGGAAGAGAAGACUUGCGGAGCUGAACGGGCCUAUUUUUCCCAAGUGCAGAACUGGAGUGUAGUUCCUGGCUGUGGAGGUCAUUCCCGGUGAUCCGUGCUGCACUGUGGAAAUCUAAAGGGGAUAAGUGCCUUGACAGAGUAUUUGUGGUGCCUCGCUUCUGUUUUAUGCACUAAGAGUUUAAAUUAACUAGCGGCUGUAGUUGAAGAUUUUAUCCAGUAGGACUGUUGAUGUUUUCUGUAGAGCUGGAAACUAUUCAAGGCAGUAACAAGCUGCCAAUUAUAUGCAAUCUCAGUUUAGAGUACAUCCCAGUGUAAAAGUGACUCCUAAUUAACCUGGGACCUAAUUUUUCUAUAAAAUUCCUGCACGGUGUUUCUUACAGUUAGGAUGUGUUAUGCAUGAGUGAAAGAUACAACUGUUCCACACAAAUUAUAGAAGUAUUAAAAAAAUACUUUAUUUUUUUUUUCCCAAAUUGAUCUCAAGUGACUACAGAGGAGUAACUAGUUUAACAAGCACUUCUACUACCUGGAAACAUGGCUGAUUUCAAGAAUGCGAAUUACAACUUUUUACUGACAUGUGCUCAGCGAAUUAGUUGGAGAUGCUGUUUCAAAUGCAUCCCUGUGUUUCUUAGAAAAAACUGAUCUACACCCCCUGAUUAAAUGGAACUUAAGGCCACCAAUUAUAACACAGUCUCAAAAAUUGAGCUGUUUAGAAUGGGUUAAUAUCCUUCUAUCCUGUGCAUGUCUGAAGACAGCAGUCACUUCUAGAGCUGUGAUGCAAAUCCUUACCCCACAGAGAUGGCAUAACUAAUCAGCAAACCUGAGCCCUCUCUUCUAAUCCCCACUCCCUUCAGUCUCCUGAUGUUAAAACCAUGUGCCCAGACAUCGGUUUGACGUGAGUAAAAUUCUUGCUCUUUACCAGUUUGUGUAGAUGGCCAUGCCCAUUAAUUACAUUUUGUUCUGCUAGGGAUUGUUUCUUUUACUGCCACCCCUAAUGUCUGCAUAAACACAACAACAAAUGCUGUCCCCUAAAAAAGCUGUUCGGUAAGAUACUCCAGAGCUGCACUUACACCGCAUACACUCUGACAGAUUUUGGGGGCCUCCUACUCAUCACCUAGCCUGGGAGGAAUUCCCCUCAGGCUUUCGCAGCUCCCUGGUGUGCAGUGGAUUGGACAGGGCCCUUUCCCAUCCAAAACUCCUGCUGUUAAUGUGGGUGGGAUGCUGCUUGGUAGGAAGAGCCUCCUGGCAGAAGCAUUGCUGUACUGAAGCCUUAUUCUUGGUCUGAUGACAACAUGUCCUAGAAAAGGUUCUCACUUGCUAGAAAUGUCUGUGCACUUCUGUUAAGAGUGAAGUUUUGCAGAGUUUUACACAUAUUCCAGCAAAAGUCCCACACAUUUCUUCAGAGCUGCUGUGCAAAUACCACCCAUGAUGUAGCUCUGACCAACAGAGCAGGGAAACACCGUACUUUCAGCAAUGUAGGAAACAUAUUUGUUGCUCUUCAAAUCUUAAUAAAUGCGUCAGUGGUGUCAAAUAAAA
Messenger RNA from Columba livia (rock pigeon), 2811 nucleotides. RefSeq names its product tropomodulin 1 (gene TMOD1). The coding region runs from base 201 to 1250 and encodes 349 amino acids. The transcript is spliced from 11 exons. Gene Ontology annotation, molecular function: tropomyosin binding. Gene Ontology annotation, biological process: myofibril assembly; actin filament organization; muscle contraction. The record is from RefSeq and is a predicted model, not a curated record. Gene Ontology annotation, cellular component: cytoskeleton; myofibril; striated muscle thin filament. Lineage: Eukaryota; Metazoa; Chordata; Aves; Columbiformes; Columbidae.